CGAGCUCCGCCUGGACGUCGACGGCUCUGCCGCCGUGCGACGACGCGUCGCCGCCGCCGCCCACGCGCAGCAUGGCGGCGGUCGUGUCGGGCUGGAUGGCCACGGGGGUCAUGGUGGUCAUCAGCGUGGGUCUGGCCGCCUACAUCUACAUGCUCAAGGGCGAGAACGACCGACUUCGGAAAGACGGAGAUGGAUGGUCCAUCAGCAGGGGAGAAAUCCCGCUGAACGUUCCUCUUUCUCUCAAGUUCGCAAGGGACACGCCUACUCCCCCGGGUUGCGUCCAGACGCCGAGGCACACGCCCAAGAAGCAGCAACAGAACGGAGCGCCGAACACGCAGGAUGACUUCAUCGUGGUGCACCCGCGGUCGGCGAAGUCGGCCGAGGAGCCGGCGGCGGCCGAGCAGCCUCCCGUCGUGAACAACAAGGCGUUUUUUUAGAGGAGGGCUUCAAGAGGCGCAAACGGACCUGAACGUCGGGGUAGGGGCUUCAGGGGCGGCCGAGGAGGCCUCGCUAGCUGACUCAGAGUCUGGUGGAUCCGCAACAAGGUUGCUCGCCCAUAUGACAAAACAGGAUACUGGAAAUGAACUUCAGACUGUUGUGCAUUUUUGCGCUAAAAUCGUGUUUUCGAUUUCUUAAAAGCUUCUCAGAUGUGCAGCACGCAAAGACGAAAAUCACAUCGAUAGCUAAUACAUCAAUUCCAUCGACAACCUCUGACUGACACGGGAUAAACGUUUGGUUUAUACUUGGGCAAUAAUACCUACAUUGAUUCGAUUUAUUUUUCGAAAGCCUCCAGAUUCGUUUCUUCCAUUGCCAGUGGCAUUUGUUCCUCUUUCUUUUCAUAUAUAUUUCAUAUACUAUUGAUUAAAUAACAUGUAGCCUACAGGAAUGCAGAGGCCAGAGUAGCGCAACGAGUCAUAAAAAGUUUUAUGUUAUAAUGAGCGCCAUACGCCAGAACCACAAAGCGUCCUAGUCUGGACAAACGAGAGAAAGUGCCCUUGAUAACUACCUGGCAGCAUUCCUGAGCGCGUGGAGGUGCCUAGAAAGAAGGGGGCGAAGGGAAAGGGGAGGGCAUGGGGGUCGCGCACACCUGGCCUAGUUUCGACGGGAAUGACCUCGAUUCUCGGCGCAAUCACCUCCAACAAGUAAGGCAUCGAUUGUUCCCGUUCAUUUUUAUAUCAAAUAAAUCUAUUUAUUUCACUUCUGGGUUCUUGGAAUCGCGGUAUAUUAGUGUGUGAACAUUUAUUUUAGUAUCAAUACGAACCGCGUGAUUGUUGGUCUCGUCGUGUAUGUUAAGGCAUUUACGGUUCUCGCGUGUACUGAAUAUAUUCACUUUUGCGUGUCUCUUUACCCUUUAUAUCCAUUGCCCCUCCAGUACUAUAUAAUGAACAUGUAUCCAGCGGCUUUGAACCCCGGUCGUCUCAAAAUACAUUCUGUAAAAAAAAAAAAAAGCACUUGUUACAUGGAAAAUUCUUAAAGACUGCCUUGCAACAUGAUAUACCAACCUCCUUCAGACACCCCGGGAUACUGCCGUACAGUAUUCGGUUAUAUUCACCUGAAGCAUCCUAUAAAAGCAUGUAUGCAUCCUUGGCCAACGCGCCAACCCUGCUCACCGACCGUCAUUUACCACUGUGGGUGGAAUUCAUGUGAUGAUCUUACCGAACCCCGUCCUCUCCCGCAGUAUAGAUAUUACUUUAGUAAUUAAGGAGUUCCAGUAGUCUUAAACACAAAGAGUUUUCUCUCUUUGAUCGCAGCUGAAUUUAAUACGUGUUGUGAUUUUUCCUAAUUUUUGAAGAUAUAAUCUAAAAUACGGCAAAACGUCUAGAUGUAAGUUCCUAUGGAAUAUGGUGUUGAAUAAUAAAUAAAGCUUUGGUUGUA
Penaeus chinensis is the source of this 1875-nucleotide messenger RNA. RefSeq lists its product as uncharacterized. The record is from RefSeq and is a predicted model, not a curated record. NCBI's taxonomy places the organism in Eukaryota, Metazoa, Arthropoda, Malacostraca, Decapoda, Penaeidae. The coding region runs from base 72 to 437 and encodes 121 amino acids. The transcript has 2 exons.